Molecule: messenger RNA, 2604 nt
Organism: Phaedon cochleariae (mustard beetle)
Lineage: Eukaryota; Metazoa; Arthropoda; Insecta; Coleoptera; Chrysomelidae
Source: the annotation of a GenBank genome assembly
UGACAAGUGAAGUGAGACAUGUGUUUACUGUUUUGCGUUUGCAUUUGUUUUCUUUUCCUAAUAAAAAACAAAAAUAAAUGAAUAGGUAUUUUUCAACAUUAUACCAGUUAUAAACUGUUCUGUGUAAAAGAAUUGUAAUUUGUAAGCUACAGACUUCCAAAAUGAUGCAACAGUUCAUGAAAGAAUUGGAGCAGGAUCCUUUUGAUGCUGAGGAAUUUGUUGAACGCCUAGCUUGGAGAACAAUAGCAGAGACUAAAAACGAUGGAGAUGAAGGCGAAUUGAAUCCAACUUUAUUGCAUGAAUCAUUUGUACAGGCCAUAAAAGAUUUAACAUUGCUACAAGAAAGACAGCAAAAAAAGUGCGAGAAACUAGAAACUGCUGUGAGAGAAGAGGAAGCAACAUUCUUUCAAGAAAUAUACACACUACUAGAACAAAACAAACAAGCCAUUGGAACAUUUCAAGAGCUGGACAGUAAAAUAAACCAUGUGGCUACAAAGGUUCUGCAUUUGGGUGAUCAACUUGAUAGUGUGAAUGGUCCUAGAUCAAGGGUAGUUGAUGCUCAAAAAAUGCUGACACACAUGACAGAGUUCCUCUCAGCUGACUCUCCAUCAUCACCUAUUUUCACAGAUCCUGAGUUAAUUGAUGAAGCAGCUGAUAUGAUCCAGAAACUGUACAUAAUUUCACAAGAUUUGCCUGAGGGAAAAUUUGAUAGUGUGAUACAAAAGAUAGAAAGAAAAUAUUGUGACAUUGAAAAAAAGUUGAUAGAAGAAUUUGUAAAUGCAAUGUCCAAUAAUGAUCUUCAAAAAAUGAAAAAAAUUGCUAAUACUCUAUCCCAAUUUAGAGGCUAUUCUGAAUGUAUAGAUGCUUAUAUUGAACAAAGUCAACCAGAGUCCCUUACAUCAAAAGAUGUCUUUGGUCAUCUCUUUUCACUUUGCAAGUACAACAAUGAAAUCAUACAAAAAGUGUUCAAAAACCCUGAACAAGUGAUGGCUAAGUUUGUUCUUAAUAUUUACCAACUAAAACUCAUGGAAUAUAUUGGACAAAGGCUAGAUUCCAAACUUGGGAGCUAUAAUUAUCUGCAAACAUUGUUUGAGUUAUAUUCCAAGACUAAUCAAUUAUCAAAUGAUUUGGCAGUUUUCAACAUGGGGAAUGAUAAGAAUUAUUUGUCCAAAUUGACCACAAAUAUCUUCAAUAAAUACUUGAAUGAUUACAUAUUGAUUGAAACAAAAUGCUUGAAAGAGCGUUGUGUCACCAAUUUACAAAAGUACUAUGAAUCCAAAAACCAUCAGAAAAAACCCAUACAGUCAGGGGGUUUUCAAGAUCUUCGUAGAGACUUACAGGCAGUUAUAGGAACUAGAGCAAACAUCAAUAUUGCUCAAAUAGAAAAUUAUGGUGGGGAAACCUUUUUAUCAGAAGAAUUAGCUGUGAUGGUGCUCCAGGAUACCAAACAUGCCUUUCAACGUUGCCAACUGGUAAUCAUUAAGAAAUCAUUCAUUCAUCUUCUCACAUCACAAGAAUAUGUUUUUCCUCAGUUAUCUAGACCAAAAGAUAGAGCAUCAAAUGCCGCCCAAAUUUUGGACAGGUUGAUAAACAGUCUGUUGAUUGAGCAUGUGGACUAUGCUGUGGAACUGGGGCUCCAGGCUAUACCCGUGGAGGGGUCUAAGAGCUCCCCUGUUCUGUAUUUUUUCAAAGUGAUACACCUGAGCAACAAUAUCUUACACCUGAUAGAAAAACAGUUUACUGACUUGGUUGUACCCAUGGCAGAGAAUACACCAAAGUAUAAUGAAUGUUUACAAAAGAAAAAGAUGGUUCUAGAUGAUAUUGAAAGAAAAAUUAAAACCGGACAAGACAGAUGUAUAAAUGCCAUAUCUACCUGGGUAAGAGUAUAUCUCCAAUCAGAACAGAAAAAAAGUGAUUUCAAACCAGAAACAGAUGAUUUUGAUACAGUCUCAUCUCCAGCUUGCAGAGCAGUUUUAAACUAUCUCAAUGCUGUCAUAAAAGAAAUUCGGUCCAAUCUGGAUGGAAACAAAGUUACUCAGGUUCUUGAAGAGUUGGGCAUAAAAUUGCAUAAAGUUAUUUAUGAUCAUAUCUUGCAAUUUCAGUAUAAUACUGCAGGUGCCAUGGUGGUAAUAUGUGACCUCAACGAAUACCGCGCUUGUAUGAAAUCCAUGGGUCCCCAUGUUACAGAUCUGUUUGAAACCCUACAUGCCCUUUGUAACCUGUUGCUUGUUAAACCUGAAAAUCUUCCACAAGUGUGUUCUGAAGAUUCCUUAGGGAGAUUGGACAGGAUGGUACUACAGAGUUUCAUUCAAUUGAGGAGUGAUUAUAAGUCACAAAAGCAGGCAUUCUCCAGAGUUUAAAAUAUUCAUCCAUACUAGUACAGGGUUUCUAAAAAUGAUUGUAGCAUGAGAAUGAGAGGUACUUUUCAGCUCUAAAGGGGCAGAAAGUGGCUGAUGGAAUAUGCCAAUAUAGUGUAUUUUUCGGUUGCUGGUCCAGGGAGAGGUAAAGAAGGCAAUUACCCCCCAAAACCUAAUCCAGAUAUUGAUAGUCAGUCAUCAUUUGUGUUAUUUUAUAUGUCUAUUGGAAAUAUAUUAUUCCUAUUUU